Anguilla anguilla (European eel) is the source of this 1623-nucleotide messenger RNA. Its product is annotated as visinin-like. The record is from RefSeq and is a predicted model, not a curated record. The transcript is spliced from 3 exons. NCBI's taxonomy places the organism in Eukaryota, Metazoa, Chordata, Actinopteri, Anguilliformes, Anguillidae. Bases 201 to 779 code for a protein of 192 amino acids. Gene Ontology annotation, molecular function: calcium ion binding.
CAGUAACUCACACGAUUACGUUAAAACGAGCUUAUCCAGAUCCAUUUAUAUAUUUUGCUGUUAUUUUCAGGGUCUUUGGGGGGAAAGGCAGAAGAGAGAGGAAGCACACCUCAAAUUUAAGGGCUUCAACCGACGCGGAGAAGCAAGUUGUUGAGGACAGAAGCUUUCAUUCACUACGCUCUUCCCACCUGUCAGAGAAGAUGGGGAACGCGAGGAGUGGCGCUGUCUCCAAAGAGAUCUUGGAUGAGCUGAAGCUCCACACGAAGUUCACAGAAAGUGAGCUCUCGCAGUGGUAUGAGAACUUCCAACAACAAUGCCCCUCGGGACGAAUCACGUCUGAAGAGUUUGAGAAGAUCUACGCGCGCUUCUUUCCCGACAGCGAUGCCAAAACGUAUGCUCAACACGUCUUUCGCUCCUUUGAUACCAAUGAUGACGGCACACUGGACUUCAAGGAAUAUAUCAUCGCACUGCAUAUGACCUCCACUGGUAAAAUGGCGCACAAACUGGAAUGGGCUUUUUCGCUUUUUGACGUGGACAAGAAUGGAUACAUCACAAAGUCGGAAGUGACCGAGAUCUGUCAAGCGAUUUUUAAGUUGAUCCCCAAGGAAAAACAGUUACAGCUACCGAGCGACGAGAACACUGCUGAGAAGAGGGCCAACAAACUGUGGAGCUACUUUGAAAAAAGGGACAACGAACGAUUGGCAGAAGGAGAGUUUAUCAAAGGCGUUCUAGAGAAUGAGAACGCCCUUCGUCUCAUACAGUAUUCUCCUGACAAGUGAUGUCUUCUUUUUCUGCCCCCAAAGUCUGCAUCAGUAUUACACAGUAAACGUAUGCACAGUAGAAGGCUCAGUGUUAAUUCAUUUCUAACAUGGUUUUUGAGUCUAAAAUGGUACAAAUACAGAAUACAAUGUUCUCUAUCAGCAUCAGUUUAACACUGACAGCUUAACUGUGUGUAAUGCAGAAAUUUCUAAUAGGGAAUUGGUUUCUAUUUGGGGGAUCUGUUUGAAAAGAAGGUGUCAGAAAUCCAACUGAAAAGGUAUACAGAAAACAAAAGCAGAGAACAGUUAAAUAAUAUUGAAUUUUAUUUUUUGUACCAUUAAUCUUUUAGGCUAGUUGUAAACAUUCCGUUAACUUUAUUCAAACUAUUACAUUUAUAUUAACAAAAUGUUUUAUAUUGUUUGCAGCAUUUUAUAAACAUAUUUUCAUUACACUGAACAGGGUCAUGUUGAGGGGAAUGCUGAGGGUUAAUGUAAUGUUCCCUUGAGCUUGGAUGAGGCUUCAUAAAUAUACAGACACGACGUUCCCCCUUGUCACCCUUGAGAUGUCAUUGAACUUCUCAUUCUAAAGUAGGGUUCCCCAGUCUUAUCUGAAAAAGGCCGGUGUGGGUGCAGGUUUUUUACUUAACCCAGCUCUAAGACACCGAUUCUGCUUAUCAAGGUUUUAACUGAAAACCACGAUUAGGUAAUUGGAUGAAUCGGCGGUCUUAGUGCUGGCAUGAAACAAAACCUGCACCCACACCGGCCCCUUUCAUUUACGAUUAGGAACCCCUGUUCUAAAGUCUAGAGUCCAUAUCCAUUACAUACAUGUCAUGGAAAAAGAUAAAUAAAAAAUCAUAAAAAAUCA